AUGUCGCUUUCGGUACCUACCUGGUAAGCUUUAACCCUUUUUUGACGUCUAAGAAUAAUUCGGGAUCCGAUAUAGAUUAUUCACUGCUGAUUCAAGUAAUCGAGCUAUUACACAGUGCGCAUUAAUUACCCUGCUUACCUAGGUAUGCAAGUAAGCCCCGCUGGCUGUUGUAGAAUGAAGACAUAUUACUGGCACUAGACUUCAUACCUACUCGGGUUAAAGAGAUGGCGUGUUUUUUGGAAGCAUGACAUACGGAAUAACCAAUCAUUCGGGUUGGGAACGGCUAUUUGUGCUACCUCACAAGUGUCCUAUUCGUAUUAGGAUCCGAGUUAUGCUUAUCCCCCUGGGGCAACUUAUAGACAGCAAGUCUCGGAUCUAACCCUGAAACUAAGACUCUGUACCGGAAAUCCCGACAACUACGAGAACACUUUCUUCCACCAUUGACAGCGAAAAUAUGGCGUCCGCAAAGGAUUCUAGUGCCCCUAAAAGCUUGAUUAAGCGUUUAUCAGAUUUCCUGACACUCUUCUGGCUCCUCACAGAGUCUAACGCGGGAACCUUUGUGGGCCCCAACACAGUCUUCGGUAUCUGCGGUGCACUUUCCGGUUCUUUAUUAGUGACGAAGAGCGGCCCGAUAAUCGAUUUAGCGCUCGAAGCUUUACCGCGAUUACCUUUAGUUAUACUCUUCAACUGGUCCAACUUGAUUAUCUUCGAUCUCGCAAAUCAACGGCUACCUGAAUCUGCGCGUGAAGAUGCCCUCAACAAACCUUGGCGACCCGUACCACGCGGACUCAUCACAUCGGACCAAAUACGCCAUGCUAUGCUCUACAUGAUCCCAGCCGUUAUAGCGUUAAACCACUUCUACUUGAAAGUUGGUGUCGAAAGCUUAUGUAUUAUGAUUUUGACGUGGCUCUAUAACGACCUACGCGGUGGCGAUCAAGGUUUUAUUGAACGCAAUGCUAUCAUCGCGGUCGCAUUUGGGAUAUUCAACGUGGGGUCCGUUAAAGUCGCUAUCGGAACUCCGUUUGAUAUCACCUCCACGGGGGUUGUCUGGGCGGUUAUCGUGAGCGCCAUCAUAUUCACCACAAUGCAGGUGCAAGACCUUCAAGAUCAGGAAGGCGACCGAGCAAGAGGCCGUCGCUCUACGCCUCUAGUUCUUGGAGAUAGAGCUGCGCGCUGGACGGUUGCAGUGCCAACGAUUCUAUGGUCUUGCUUCGUCCAUUGGUACUGGGAAGCGGGGCUAUUAGCAGCGGCGCCGCAAGCGCUUUUGGGCCUCAUUGUUUCCGUUCGAUCAUUGAAUUAUUCUGGGUUGAAGGAAGAUAAGUUGACGUGGAGGCUAUGGUGUUUCUGGACGGCGUUGCUAUAUAUGCUGCCUGUUGCAUGUGCAAACUAUAACACGAUUUAGAAUGGGUGUAAUAUCGCUUAUUAGGCUGAACUCACGGCUUAGGGGUAUCGCAAGUUGUGUUUUCGCACCAAGGAGUUUGAUGCAUGUACCCUUCGUUCUAAGAUUUGGUACCUAGCUUAGGUAGAGGUCAUACUUGCAAGCAGUCCUAAGGGGUGCAUAAUUGCAGUAAUAUUUUUAGAUUUGGGGAUGAUUAUAAGUGCUAUCGUCUUUAUCGUUGCGAAUCAAUUAUUAAUUUGGCAAGUGGAGGGGAACUCUUUCUAUUAGAUAGUUGUUGUAUCUAUACCCGUGAAUAAAAGGGGGUGGCUAAAUGUGGCGCAGUACUCGCCCCUUAAAAUACCUUGGCAC
Hypoxylon trugodes is the source of this 1747-nucleotide messenger RNA. Its product is annotated as UbiA prenyltransferase family-domain-containing protein. The record is from RefSeq and is a predicted model, not a curated record. Bases 455 to 1402 code for a protein of 315 amino acids. Gene Ontology annotation, molecular function: transferase activity, transferring alkyl or aryl (other than methyl) groups. The transcript has 2 exons. Lineage: Eukaryota; Fungi; Ascomycota; Sordariomycetes; Xylariales; Hypoxylaceae. Gene Ontology annotation, cellular component: membrane.